Williopsis jadinii is the source of this 1526-nucleotide messenger RNA. RefSeq names its product delta(24(24(1)))-sterol reductase (gene ERG4). The record is from RefSeq and is a predicted model, not a curated record. Bases 32 to 1468 code for a protein of 478 amino acids. Gene Ontology annotation, molecular function: Delta24(24-1) sterol reductase activity. Gene Ontology annotation, cellular component: endoplasmic reticulum membrane. NCBI's taxonomy places the organism in Eukaryota, Fungi, Ascomycota, Saccharomycetes, Phaffomycetales, Wickerhamomycetaceae. Gene Ontology annotation, biological process: ergosterol biosynthetic process. The transcript has a single exon.
AGCACACAAAAACCUCAACGGGUGAUUUUCCAUGAACUUCCUUCUUCUCCGUAGAUGUAAACAAACACGAGGGUUCAGUUCACUCAGCGAUAAAACCACGGUUAAGAUGGCUGACAACGCUGCAGAAGGCAAAUACGUGAAGAAGGAGGACAUCGAAUGGGAAUUCGGCGGUGUGCCAGGGGUUCUUGGUAUGAUGAUUGGAUUCCCGCUGCUGAUGUGGUAUAUGUGGAUCAGCGCUGAGUUCUACAACGGCCAAUUUGCAACGCCGGCCAAGGGUGAGACCUUCCCACAAUUCUUCCAACACUUGUGGCAAAUCUUUCUCGAGCACGGUGUUCCAUCUUGCAGGGCCUGGAGGAUCUUCCUCACUUUCUUUGUUACCCAGGUUGCGUUCUAUUACAUCUGGCCUGGUGUUUGGGUCAAAGGUCAACAUUUGAAGCACUUGAAAGGUAAGCAAUUGCCAUACUUCUGUAACGCAAUGUGGUCCUUCUACGUCUCUAACGUUGUUGCGUUGGCAUUGCACUUCUCUGGAAUCUUUCCACUAUACACGAUCUUGGACUUGUUCGGCCAGAUCAUGACUGCCGCCAUCAUUGUCGGGUUUGUCUUCACCUUUGCCAUGUACUUCACAACGCUCUUCAUCACCCAUGAUUAUCACCGUAUGACCGGGUAUCACGUGUAUGACUUCUUCAUGGGCGCACCAUUGAACCCAAGACUUGGUCUCCUCGACUGGAAAAUGUUUUUUGAAGUCAGAAUUCCAUGGUUUAUCCUUUACUUCCUCACUUUGAGCGCCUCCUUGAGACAGAUCGAGCAAUACGGUUACUUGACAUCACAGAUGGGUCUGUUACUCCUGGCUCAUUGGUCAUAUGCCAAUGCAUGUGCCAAAGGUGAGGAGUUGAUCUGUCCAACCUGGGAUAUGGCCUACGAAAAAUUCGGUUUCAUGUUGAUCUUCUGGAACAUUGCCGGUGUCCCAUUCACUUAUUGUCAUUGUACUUUGUACCUCUCUUACCAUGACCCAAGUGAGUACAAUUGGUCCACAAGUUACAUGAUUGCAUUGUAUUCCGUCUAUAUCAUUGCGUACUACUUCUUUGACACUUGCAACUCCCAAAAGAGCUACUUUAGAAAGAGAUUGGAAGGAGAUCUCCUUGUCAGAAAGACUUUCCCACAGUUGCCUUACCAAUAUAUUGAGAACCCAAAGUAUUUGGUUACAAAGCUUGGAUCCCAUUUCCUUGUUGAUGGAUGGUGGAAAUACGCUAGAAAGCCACAUUACACAGCUGAUUGGACACAAGCCAUGAUCUGGGGUUUGGUCUGUGGUACUGCUUCUCCAUUGCCUUGGUUCUUCCCUAUCUUCUUCACUAUCGUAUUGGUCCAUAGAGCAUUUAGAGACCAGGCUAAGUUGGAGAAGAAAUACGGUGAUGACUGGAUCAAAUACAAGGCUGAGGUUCCGUACAUGUUCAUUCCAUAUGUGUUUUGAAUUGCAACACAUGGCAUCUAACUUACAUAUUUAGAAGAAGAAAAAAAACCUCGAAUUA